Molecule: messenger RNA, 4353 nt
Organism: Thlaspi arvense
Lineage: Eukaryota; Viridiplantae; Streptophyta; Magnoliopsida; Brassicales; Brassicaceae
Source: the annotation of a GenBank genome assembly
UUGCUGACGGUUCCAAUGACGUCAGGAAUGGCCUCGAGAUUCACAUUUCUUUUGACAAUGUCCAAAGUUACAGCCUCCACUAAUCUCUACUUAACCUACGAGAGGGAGAGACACGAAGGCGAUCGUGAACCGCUUUUGGUGACCGGGAGGAGAACCGGAGGAGUGAUUGCGUUCCGGGUUUUCGCUGCCUCGGUUUUCGGUUGUAUCUGUUGGAUUUGGUUCUACAGAGUGAGCGUACAGUUGGAGGUUGAUGACAACCGGACCGGUUUCGUUCGAUUCAUCUGGUUGGCUAUGUCAGUUUUGGAGGUUUGGUUCGGUUUGUAUUGGCUAAUCGUACAAUCUCUCCGGUGGAAUCCGGUUCGGCGAUUCACCUUCACCGAUAGACUCUCCCGGAGAUACGGAGACGACCUCCCGAGGUUCGACGUUUUCGUUUGCACGGCGGAUCCGGUGAUUGAGCCGCCGUUGAUGGUGGUCAACACAGUCUUGUCCGUGGCGGCUCUCGAUUAUCCACCGGAGAAACUCGCCGUGUAUCUCUCGGAUGAUGGUGGCUCUGAGCUCACGUUCUAUGCUCUCACGGAGGCAGCUGAGUUUGCUAAAAUUUGGGUUCCGUUCUGUAAGAGAUUCAACGUUGAGCCGAGAUCUCCGGCGGCUUACUUGUCUUCCAAGGCAAAUGGUCUUGCUUCUGCUGCGGCGGAGGAGGUGGCUGACUUGUAUAGAGAAAUGGCGACGAGGAUUGAAACCGCGACGAAACUGCGGCGAGUUCCCGAGGAGGCGCAGUUGAAGUACGGUGAUGGGUUUUCGCAGUGGGAUUCUGACGCUACUCACAGAAACCAUGGAACCAUUCUUCAAAUUUUGGUAGACGGAAGAGAAGAGAAUACAGUUGCAUUACCAACGUUGGUGUAUCUAUCUAGAGAGAAGAGACCUCAACAUCAUCAUCACUUCAAGGCUGGAUCCAUGAACGCACUGAUAAGGGUGUCUUCAAAGAUCACCUGUGGGAAAAUCAUUCUUAACUUGGACUGUGAUAUGUACUCAAACAACUCAAAAUCAGCACGCGACGCGCUCUGCAUCCUUCUUGAUGAGAAAGAGGGAAAAGAAAUUGCUUUCGUGCAGUUUCCGCAGUGUUAUGAGAACCUUACUAGGAAUGAUUUGUAUGGAAGCUUGAUGCGAGUUAUAUCUCAUGUGGAGUUUAAUGGGUUGGAUGGAAAUGGCGGACCAUUAUACAUUGGAACUGGCUGCUUUCACAGAAGAGAUGUGAUCUGCGGAAGAAAGUAUGGAGAUGAAGAAGAAGAAGAAGAUGAAUCUGAGGAGAUUUCAGAGCCUGAGAUCAUUAAGGCUCUCGCGAGCUGCACUUACGAAGAAAAAUCUCAAUGGGGAAAAGAGAUGGGUCUGAAAUACGGCUGUCCCGUAGAGGAUGUGAUUACCGGCUUAGCUAUUCAGUGCCGUGGAUGGAAAUCGGCGUACCUGACCCCCAAAAAUGAAGCUUUUCUUGGGGUGGCACCCACCAAUUUGCAUCAAAUGCUUGUGCAGCAGAGGAGAUGGUCAGAGGGAGACUUUCAGAUUCUGCUGUCAGAGUAUAGUCCGGUUUGGUAUGGCCGAGGAAAGAUCGGUUUAGGAUUGAUACUCGGCUACUGUUGCUAUUGUCUUUGGGCACCAAGCUCAGUACCAGUGCUUGUUUACUCUGUUUUGACUUGUCUCUGUCUCCUCAAAGGCAUUCCUCUGUUUCCAAAGGUCUCAAGCUUGUGGUUUGUCCCAUUUGGGUAUGUGACUGUCGCAGCUAAUGCGUAUAGCCUAGCAGAGUUCUUGUGGUGCGGAGGAACGUUCCGUGGAUGGUGGAACGAGCAAAGGAUGUGGCUUUACAGAAGAACAAGCUCGUUUCUUUUCGGAUUCAUAGACACGAUUCUGAAGAAGCUUGGGGUUUCGGAGUCUGCAUUUGCGAUCACAGCGAAAGUAGCAGAAGAAGAAGCAGCAGAGAGAUACGAGAAAGAGGUGAUGGAGUUUGGAGUGGAGUCUCCGAUGUUUCUCCUCCUCGGAACACUCGGGAUGCUCUAUCUCUUUUCCUUCUCCGCCGCAGCGGUUACGAGACUUAUGAUGACUUCUAUAGACGGUGGAGGUUUUCAGACCAUGGGUUUGCAGUUUGUAAUAACAGGAGUACUUGUGGUCUUAAACUGGCCUUUGUACGAAGGCAUGUUGUUGCGGAAGGACAAAGGGAAGAUGCCAAUGAGCGUGACAGUUAAAUCUGUUGUCAUAGCUUUAUCUGCCUGCACUUGUAUUGCGUUUUCCUUUGCAGAUACCUUUAUCUUCGAUUAUGAAACCAACAUCUCUGCAACGUCAUGUAUCAUACGCUUUUUCAUGUCCAAAGUUAUAGCCUCCACUAAUCUCUCUACAUAUACCAACGAACAAGAGACGCUUCUCUCUUAUCUUUCCACUUCCCACUCAAGAGAGCAAAAGAUGAGAAAAGAAGACGACCGGUUUAGACCGGCUCUCGGUGGCGAACCGCUUUUUGUCACCAGGAGUAAAACCGCAAGAGUAAUAGCGUACCGUGUUUUCUCAGCCUCGGUUUUCUUUUGUAUCUGUUGGAUUUGGUUCUACAGACUGACCGUACCGGUAGAGAUUGAUGAAAACCGGACUGCUUUCGCUCGAUUAAUCUGGUUGGUUAUGUUAAUCAUGGAGAUUUGGUUCGGUUUGUAUUGGGUAGUCGUACAAUCUCUCCGGUGGAGUCCGGUUUGGCGAUUCACCUUCACCGAUAGACUCUCCCGGAGGUACGGAAACGAUCUCCCGAGGCUCGACGUUUUCGUUUGCACGGCGGAUCCGGAGAUUGAGCCGCCCUUGAUGGUGGUUAACACAGUCUUGUCUGUGGCGGCUCUCGAUUACCCACCGGAGAAACUCGCCGUAUAUCUCUCAGAUGACGGUGGCUCUGAGCUCACGCUCUAUGCUCUCGCGGAGGCAUCUGAGUUUGCUAAGAUUUGGGUUCCGUUCUGCAAAAGAUUCAAUGUUGAACCGAGAUCUCCGGCUGCUUACUUGUCUUCCAAGGCAAGUGGUCUUGAUUCUGCAGCGGCGGAGGAAGUGGCUAGGUUGUAUAGAGAAAUGGCGGCGAGGAUUGAAACGGCGGCGAGAUUCCGACGAAUACCCGAGAAGGUGCGUUUGAUGUACGGUGACGGGUUCUCGCAGUGGCACUCUGAUGAUACUCGCAGAAACCAUGGAACCAUUCUUCAAAUUUUGGUAGACGGAAGAAAAGAGAAUACAGUAACAGUACCAACGUUGGUGUAUCUAUCAAGAGAGAAGAGACCAGAGCAUCAUCAUCACUACAAGGCUGGCGCCAUGAACGCAUUGAUUAGGGUUUCUUCAAAGAUCACAUGUGGGAAAAUCAUUCUUAACGUGGACUGUGAUAUGUACUCAAACAACUCAAAAUCAGCACGCGACGCACUCUGCAUCCUCCUUGAUGAGAAAGAGGGAAAAGAGAUUGCUUUCGUGCAGUUUCCGCAGUGUUUUGGGAACCUUACGAGGAAUGAUUUGUAUGGAAGCAUGAUGCGAGUAGGAGUGGAUGUGGAGUUUAACGGAUUAGAUGGAUAUGGCGGACCGUUAUACAUUGGAACUGGCUGCUUUCACAGAAGAGAUGUGAUCUGCGGAAGAAAGUAUGGAGAUGAAGAAGAAGAAGAUGAAUCUGAGGAGAUUUCAGAGCCUGAGAUGAUUAAGGCUCUCGCGAGCUGCACUUAUGAAGAAAACUCUCAAUGGGGAAAAGAGAUGGGUGUAAAAUACGGUUUUCCGGUAGAGGAUGUAAUAACCGGCUUAGCGAUUCAGUGCCGUGGAUGGAAAUCAGCGUACUUGAACCCGAAAAAGAAAGCUUUUGUCGGGGUGGCGCCGACCAAUUUGCAUCAAAUGCUUGUGCAACAGAGGAGAUGGUCGGAGGGAGACUUCCAGGUUCUGCUGUCAGAGUAUAGUCCGGUUUGGUAUGGCCAAGGCAAGAUCGGUUUAGGACUGAUACAUGGUUACUGUUGCUUUUGCCUUUGGGCACCAAGUUCAGUACCUGUGCUGGUUUACUCUGUUUUGACUUCUCUCUGUCUAUUCAUAGGCAUUCCUCUGUUUCCAAAGGUCUCAAGCUUGUGGUUUGUCCCGUUUGGGUACGUGACUGUCGCAGCUAAUGCGUAUAGCCUAGCAGAGUUCUUGUGGUGCGGAGGAACGUUCCGUGGAUGGUGGAACGAGCAAAGGAUGUGGCUUUACAGAAGAACAAGCUCGUUUCUUUUCGGAUUCAUAGACACGAUUCUGAAGAGGCUUGGGGUUUCGGAGUCUGCGUUUGUGAUCACAGCGAAAGUAGCAGAAGAAGAAGCAGCAGAGAGAGAUACGAGGAAGAGGUGA